Messenger RNA from Cucurbitaria berberidis CBS 394.84, 1188 nucleotides. RefSeq names its product actin depolymerizing protein. The transcript has a single exon. Gene Ontology annotation, molecular function: actin filament binding. The record is from RefSeq and is a predicted model, not a curated record. The coding region runs from base 1 to 1188 and encodes 395 amino acids. NCBI's taxonomy places the organism in Eukaryota, Fungi, Ascomycota, Dothideomycetes, Pleosporales, Cucurbitariaceae.
AUGCCGCCUCACAACGGCCUCGUGCACCCCGACCAAUACGACUGGCGCGACUCCAACGUCGCGCUGAUAAACUCCGACAUCGACCACAAAGUGAAAUACCAAUCCGCCGCCACAGAACCCGCGUGGAACAACGGCGUCGUCGGCGCCGAACCAGGCCUGUUCGUCUGGCGCAUUGAAGACUUUGAAGUCGUGCCGUGGCCGAGAGGGAAAUACGGGAGUUUCCACGAGGGAGACUCGUAUAUUGUUUUGCUGAGUAAGAGCUUUGAUGGACAAGGAAGAGAGGGGGCCGAGGAGAAGAAGUUGAUUCAUGACAUUUUCUUCUGGCUCGGGGCGCACACGACGCAGGAUGAAGCCGGGACCGCAGCGUACAAGACGGUCGAACUAGAUGAAUUUCUCCACGGCGCGGCGACACAGCAUCGUGAGCUGCAGACCGCUCCUUCCGAUGCUUUUGCGCGCGUCUUCCCGCGCCUCAAGAUCCUGCGCGGCGGUGUCAAGUCGGGCUUUACGCACGUGGAUCUAGACGAGGUGUCGCCGCAUGUCGAUACGUUGUUGCGGGUGUUCCAGCACCCCAGCGCUGCAGCAGGUCGUGAUGCCAUCUUAGUGCACGAAGUUGCGCCCAGCUGGCAGAGUCUGGACGAACAAGACGUGUUCAUCCUGGACAAGGGAGACAAGAUAUACGUGUGGCAGGGCAAGCAGUGCGCGCCGAUGGAGAAGCUGAAAGCAGCGCAGGUGGUGCACGAUCUGACGAUUGCGAAACAUGUCGAUGUGGAGGUUCUUGCGCAGACGGAGCCACGGUCCAAAGUUGUGGUUGACUACCUGGGUGGUCACGACGUUGAUUUGUUCAGCAUGCAGUUUCAUGCUCCACGGCCUGUAUCGGCGGCUACAGAGAGGGAGGUGAAGAAAUUGUUCCGGCUUAGCGAUGCGGGUGGGGAUAUGGCGUUUGAUCUGGUGAAAGAGGGGAAUGGUAUCGGGAAGGAGGAUCUGCAUGGCGACGAUGUCUUUCUGCUGGAUUCGGGGAAGGGCAUAUGGAUUUGGGAAGGACGAGGAGCAAGUAGAGCGGAGAAGGCGAUGUGGUUGCAGGUAGUACAGAGAUACAUCAGCUGGCAGCAAGAUGCGGCAGAUCUAAGUGUCGCCAAGGUCAAGCAAGGCAACGAAGGACGGGCGUUCUGGACUGCUGUUGAGGCGUGA